GGAUGGAUAUAUUGGCUUUGUUGACACGUCAAGAAAUAGCCUCGUUGGCAGAAGAAUUUUCUGACAGAAGAUUUUGUACAAUUCUUGCCUGUUAUUUACAUAGAUAUGGAUUAAUUACUUUGCCUACCCUUCGAUUUGAUUGUUCUACAUAUGGAGCUAGACGUCAAUCAGCUCCAACAAUACAUGCUUGGCAUGGAAGGGGUUGGGAUUCUGAAUUGCCUUUAGCCGAAGCACCUUUGCCCGUUAAUAUAAGAAAUUUUACUUCGUUAGAAAUUUGUUAUUUUGAUUCAAAAGUUGCCCAAUUUGUUCAAAGAAUGUCUCCAAUAUUUAAUAAUGUUGUUAUUAAUUUAGUUAGCGAUUCUAAAGUUGGAGGAACUAAAAAAAUAAACAACAAAAAACAAUUCGAAGUUUUACGUCAUUUACUUCCAUCAAUUAAUAGUAUUGAGGGAAUUCGUAUUGAGGAUUUAAAAAUGUUACCUGAACUUAAUUCUAAAUUCCCUACAACAUUUUUAGAUAUUAAAGUUUGUAAAAAAUAUUUUAAAUUAAAUACACAGACAGAUUCCCCUAAUAGAAUGACUCAUUAUAUUUUUUAA
Meloidogyne enterolobii is the source of this 593-nucleotide messenger RNA. The record is from the annotation of a GenBank genome assembly. NCBI's taxonomy places the organism in Eukaryota, Metazoa, Nematoda, Chromadorea, Rhabditida, Meloidogynidae.